AGGCGGAGAGGGCUGGGGAGGGCCGCGACCGAGUGACGUCUCGGCACCAGGAAGCCCGCCUCUGGUUUUAAGAUGUUAGGCCCACAGGGAAGCGUGGAGCCGCAGAUGUGGUCCGUCGCUCGCCCGGGUGCCUGGAGCUGAGCUGCGGCGGGGCAGGGCUCCAGCUCGACGCCGAGGGGGUGUGCGUGUGCGCCCUGCGGAGGGUGCGCUCCGAGGCCCGCGACGCCGCCGCCGCCGCCGCCGGCGCGGGGAAUCUAAUAUCAGCUACCUGUCCCUGUCACUCUUGACACUUCGCCGUCAGGGCUGCGCGCGGGGGGCGGGCAGAGCGCGACCGGCGUUAGCUUUCCUUAUUGGAGGGGUACGUGGGGGAGGGAGGGUGGGGAGAAGGGGGUCUCGACCCACUCGCCUUUCGCUUCGGAGCUUGGAAGCCGGCUCCCUAAGGACGCUGAGAGCGCUGCCCUCCCGGCCACAUCCCCAUGUCUCCGUUCGCCCGCUGACUUUCGGCCGCCGGACUUUUUCGCCGGAGCCUUCCGGAGGAGACGGGGGCGGCUUGGCUCAAGGACUCGGCGGGGGUUGCGUCCCCUGGCUCUGCCCGCGGCCGCCACCGCCGGGAAACUCCGCGCCUAAAGCGCGACCCAGAGCGGGCAGCGGCGGCCACGGGGGCUCGGCGGGGCGGCAGCCCAGGACUCGGCAGGGCUGCGCGCUGCCUCGUCCAUGAACUGCAUGAAAGGCCCGCUGCACUUGGAGCACCGAGCAGCGGGGACCAAGCUGUCGGCCGCCUCCUCAUCUUCCUCCUGUCACCAUCCCCCUCCGACAGCCAUGGCUUCGGUCCUGGCUCCUGGUCAGCCCCGCUCCCUGGACGCCUCCAAGCACAGGCUGGAGGUGCACACCAUCUCCGACACCUCCAGCCCCGAGGCCGCAGAGAAAGACAAGAGCCAGCAGGGGAAGAAUGAGGACGUGGGCGCCGAGGACCCGUCCAAGAAGAAGCGGCAACGGCGGCAGAGAACUCACUUUACCAGCCAGCAGCUGCAGGAGCUGGAGGCCACUUUCCAGAGGAACCGCUACCCGGACAUGUCCACGCGCGAGGAAAUCGCCGUGUGGACCAACCUUACAGAAGCCCGAGUCCGGGUUUGGUUCAAGAAUCGCCGGGCCAAGUGGAGAAAGAGGGAGCGCAACCAGCAGGCCGAGCUGUGCAAGAAUGGCUUUGGGCCGCAGUUCAACGGGCUGAUGCAGCCCUAUGACGACAUGUACCCGGGCUAUUCCUACAACAACUGGGCCGCCAAGGGCCUCACGUCGGCCUCGCUGUCCACCAAGAGUUUCCCUUUCUUCAACUCUAUGAAUGUCAACCCCCUGUCGUCUCAGAGCAUGUUCUCCCCGCCCAACUCCAUCUCGUCCAUGAGUAUGUCGUCCAGCAUGGUGCCCUCGGCCGUGACGGGAGUCCCGGGCUCCAGCCUCAACAGCCUGAACAACUUGAACAACCUGAGCAGCCCGUCGCUGAAUUCCGCGGUGCCCACGCCCGCCUGUCCUUACGCGCCGCCGACUCCUCCGUACGUGUACAGGGACACGUGUAACUCGAGCCUGGCCAGCCUGAGACUGAAAGCUAAGCAGCACUCCAGCUUCGGCUACGCCAGCGUGCAAAACCCAGCGUCCAACCUGAGCGCCUGCCAGUACGCGGUGGAUCGGCCCGUGUGAGCCGAGCCCGCAGCGCCGGGAUGCUAGGACCGCGCGCCGCGCGCUGACGACUCAGCCCGUGAAAGACUGGGAAUUACGCUAGAAGGCCGUGGGCACUAAAGAAAGGGAGCGCAAGAGAAGAUAUAAUGAGAAAAGGAAACCACUGAAUUAGAGAGAGAGGGGGAGAGAGAGCGCUCCUUUGAUUUCAAAGGAAUGUCCUCACUGUCUGCUAUCUUUGACUACAAGUAUUUCCAACAGUUGCAAGGACACACACACACACACACACACAAACAAGUAUCUGACUGGAUAUGACAUUUUAACAUAACUAUAAGCUUGUUAUUUUUUAAGUUUAGCAUUGUUAACAUUAAAAUGACUGAAAGGAUGUAUAUAUAUCGAAAUGUCAAAUUAAUUUUAUAAAAGCAGUUGUUAGUAAUAUCACAACAGUGUUUUUAAAGGUUAGGCUUUAAAAUAAAGCAUGUUAUACCGAAGCGAUUAGGAUUUUUCGCUUGCGAGCAAGGGAAUGUAUAUACUAAAUGCCACACUGUAUGUUUCUAACAUAUUAUUAUUAUAAAAAAUGUGUGAAUAUCAGUUUUAGAAUAGUUUCUCUGGUGGAUGCAAUGAUGUUUCUGAAACUGCUAUGUACAACCUACCCUGUGUAUAACAUUUCGUACAAUAUUAUUGUUUUACUUUUCAGCAAAUAUGAAAAAAAUGUGUUUUAUUUCAUGGGAGUAAAAUAUACUGCAUACAAAUCGGUCUGGAUUCUUUCUGCUCUCCUCUGUCACCUGGACAGGGCGUCUCAGCCACUGCCUCCUAAACAAACCAGUUCCCACUGCCUGCCCAGUUAAACAGACAAGGCAGCAGCACUUAUUUAAAUGUGAUAGAAAUAAAUUAUAGCCAUUCAUCAAAAAGCUAACCAAAAAAGGGCACUGGUGAGGGGGGGAGGGGAUUCAAAGUCUGGUCUUGUCUUUCAGAUUUUUCUUUGGCUUAAACCCAGAGGAUUCCUUUAUUGCUAGCAAAUAACAUAAGAGAGAAAAAAGGAGAAAUAUUGAGAAAAUACUGCCGGCUUCGAAUGACUCUCAAGUUUACUCCUUUAGGGGGGAAGCCUGCCCCUCCAGAAGUUGUUCUGGAGACAUACAUGAGCAGGUAUAAAUGUACAGUUUAUAUACAUUCCUCUCACAAGGAGUCCAUCUAUCAUAAAUUUACAAGGGAACACCUCCAGUUCAAAAUAUUUAGGCCUCCGCGUUUAUCUUUUGGACUUAAGUAGAGAGAUCCUUCAUGUUCUAUUGCAUUGCUAUUUCCAAAUCCUUUGGAGACAUUAAAAGAAACAAAGACCAUUUCUAAUAACCACAGCCCUUCAGUUUCUCAAAGAGCCCAGGGGUUGAGAGGUUAGAGUGGAGCUUCCUGAGUCUUGUCCAGCAAUAUGUAGUUGAGGCAAAGGUCAUGCUCCCUGUGUUUCGUUUUAAAUAAUAUUGACCCAUUAAUUCUAAACCUGCUUGUUCGUGAAAUUAUACAGGAUUAUAGUUUGCAAACUACAGGACAAUGAAGCAAAUCAAGAUGAAUUACAGCCCCGGCCCUCCCUCCCGUCGUCUGACAUCUAAACCGGGAAGGAGGUCCGCGUGAGAGUUUUUAAAAACUUCAAGUUCCAGCUCACUCCUCUAUAGGUGAUUUUCAGCUUUUUUUUUUUUUUUAAGUGAAAUUUGAUUUCGGAACAAAUUGUAGCAAAUACUCAGCACCGCAGCCCAGGGAGGAUUGGGUGGGGGUGGGGGCUGAGGUCCUUUGUUAUCCUUGUCAUCCCCGCCCCCAGCCCCCCAGUGGGCCAGGACAAACACCACCCGGAGGACUGGAGAGCGGAGGGCAGCCGCCACCAGUUUUCUGGAGCUGAGAAAACCUGUGUUUUCGCGCUGAGGUUGCUCUUAUCUCACCGAAACGCUACCUAGAAGCUUUGGGAGAACUCAGACACUGAGUCUUUGUUCGGCGAGGAACUGCUGCUGCCACUUAAGGAGAUGGAAGAUAAUGUCCCCGAUUUAAGAUCAGUGCUCAGCGCACAUUAACUUUCUUUCUCUCUUUUCAAAGCUCUGCUACCAACUUGGCGGGAUCACGCGGCAGUGGGGGUCAGAUGAAAGCCCUUUGGACGAGGGUCACCUCCGUCCUUGUUGUUCACUUGAGAGCAGUGGAGAGGAAAACGGUCCCCACGGGCGGACUUUGGCUUCUGGAGCCGAGGGGCCCGGGGGGCCCGGCCUCCCCGCGCCUCCGCCCGGUCGGGGGGCGGGGAGGGGGAGGGGGAGGGGGAGGGAAGGCCAGGGACUGGGAGAGGGGAUUUGGGGAUGGGGGCUAGAAGCACCGCCGAAACUUGCCGGCAGGAUUUGCGUCUCCUGCAGGUCGCGCCGAGAGUGACUUUCGAGCUCUGGGUACAGGAGGUGGAUUUCGGCCUAGUUGCUUUGCGCAGACAGAACUCGACGCGAGGAAACCCAUCAAUCUGCAGGGGGGAAAAAAAUGGAAGUCCAGGUUUGGGAAGGGUUGUCACUUCCCCGACUGGAGUGGCGCAGGCUGGGGGCGGGGACUUGGGACCGGAGAGAGAGACUUUUCUCCAGCACCUCGGCUCCUUUCGCUGGACUUCCGAGGGACGAAGCGUAACCUCUCCCGCUGUUCCUCCACUGCCCUCCGCGCACGCACGCACGCCCGGCCGCCGGCCACUCUGCGCACCUCCGGUUCCGUUCCCUUGGAGCGAGAGGAGCCUGGUUUUCCCGUCGGUGCCGUCGGCCCCCUCGCCCCUCCCGCGCCCGGGAAGCCUGUGCCCCCCCUUACCCCCCUCCAGCUAUGGCUCCAGGCACCAGCUCGGUUCCACUCAAUCGAUUUUUGCUGCAUGUCAACACUUAUUACCGAUGAUACCCUUCCAGGCAACCCAGAAUCUUCCUCAGACCUGUGCAUUGGAGCAGCAGAAUUUCUGUCCAGGGAUUCACUCGAAUCCUUGCACUCAGAGGUCUUCAGAUCAAGGAAUUUACUCAAGGACUUGUACUUGAAGAACUCAAAAUGCCUCAUCUACAUCUGGAUCUAGGUGGCACGGCAAGAUUCUUGACUUUGAGGCGAUGUUGUAAGACUUUCGGUGGCCCUGAGAAAUACAAUACUUUGCAUGAAGGAGGGAGGUUAGUCACUGGAGGCUAUAGCAUGGACUCAAGAACCAGCCUCCUAGAUAUUUUCCAUAUAAUCCCUGCCUCCUGGUACUCAUGCCUCUGUUCAGUGGCCUUCCACACUAGAUAGAGCUAACCUGAGCACCCAGCUGUAUAUGAUGGAAUGGAUGAUAUAUGAUUUCCAAGGCUGGUAUAUACAAGAUAUUGUGGCUUGAGCCUUGUUGUCUCUUGCAUCACUCUGGAGGAGGCCAGUUGUCACACCAUGUCAUGAGGACACACAAGCAGUCCUAUAGAGAAGUCCCUGUGAUGACCUGAGGUAGGAAGAAUGUAACCACCAUGUGAGUUUAAGUCAUCUUAGAAGCAGACCUUCAGUCACAGACAAGCUUUCAGAGGACUGUAGCCCUAGCUGAGAUUUAACCACAAUUUCAAAUGAAACACUGAACCAGAAUCACUCAGCCGGGCCAGUCCCGAAUUCCUGAGUCAGAGUUGUGUGAGAUAAUAAAUGUUUGUUAUUGUAUUCAGCUGUUAA
Messenger RNA from Oryctolagus cuniculus (rabbit), 5328 nucleotides. NCBI's taxonomy places the organism in Eukaryota, Metazoa, Chordata, Mammalia, Lagomorpha, Leporidae. The record is from RefSeq and is a predicted model, not a curated record.